AGGUCGGCGGUUUGUUUCAUACUACUAUUUUCACAAGCAUGUUGUUAUGGUGCAACUUUUAGAAUGAGAAGCCCAAGACUCUUCUACCCUCGUUUUCUUUCACAUCACAAUUUCUACUCACCUACUACAACGCCAGUAAGUAAAGGCACCACACCAGAAAUACUUAAACCUAAUAAAGAGGAAGAUGUCCAAGCAGCAGAGAAAGGUGUUAAAGUUCCAUCACAUGAGUGUGUCAUUUCGUGGGACAAUUUCAAACAACAUAUUGAUGGGCGAGAUUUAGUAGACAUCUAUGGAAUAAACAAUGACGAUUCUGUUGUCCCAGGGACAUCUUUUAAGCUAUCUGCACUUUGGACUUCAGUAAAUGAUACAUAUGUCAGGAGAAGAGGAAGUACUUGGAAUACCGCUGCAAACCGAUGUGUAUUCCUUGAUGGGUUAUUCGCUCGAAUUGACAAUGCACGUGUCAUACUUAAGGGUCCUCUUGGAGACAAUAUGAUUGUGUACUUUGUGAGCUCUGAUCCAGAGAAAUUUGUCAUCAUUCACGUUUGCUUUGAAUCACAGAGAAUAGAAAACGGGAGAUGUCCAAGUACUCUUACACAUAUAAUGACCAAGGAUCAACGUGAUACUCCAACUAAUAACGAAGGUAUCCGAGAAGGACCAAUCAGGUUGAAUGACAUCCCUUGGUCCCAGAUUGAAGACGACCUCAAAAACUGUUUAGGACAAUUGUUUGUUGACGAUACACAGCCGCAGAUAUAUUACACGUGGAGAAAUUCAGCAUGCCCCGUACCAGGAACAGAUGCCUUUGAAAAAGGAGUUUCGGGAUAG
Messenger RNA from Ruditapes philippinarum (Manila clam), 822 nucleotides. RefSeq lists its product as uncharacterized. The coding region runs from base 64 to 822 and encodes 252 amino acids. The record is from RefSeq and is a predicted model, not a curated record. The transcript has 6 exons. Lineage: Eukaryota; Metazoa; Mollusca; Bivalvia; Venerida; Veneridae.